Messenger RNA from Chrysochloris asiatica (Cape golden mole), 1410 nucleotides. RefSeq names its product NOP2/Sun domain family, member 6 (gene NSUN6). The coding region runs from base 1 to 1410 and encodes 469 amino acids. NCBI's taxonomy places the organism in Eukaryota, Metazoa, Chordata, Mammalia, Afrosoricida, Chrysochloridae. The record is from RefSeq and is a predicted model, not a curated record. The transcript is spliced from 11 exons. Gene Ontology annotation, molecular function: methyltransferase activity; RNA binding. Gene Ontology annotation, biological process: RNA methylation.
AUGUCUGUUUUCCCAAAAAUAUCUCUGAGGCCUGAGGUCGAAGACUAUCUCAAAGAGGGCUUUAUGAAUAAGGAGGUUGUAACUUCUUCAGGUAAACAAGAAGCUGAAAGAAAGUUUGAAACUCUGUUAAAUCGCCUGUCACAUCCUCCAUCCUUCACAACUGUCAGAGUGAAUACACAUUUAGCUUCAGUACAACAUGUGAAAAAUCUGUUACUUGAUGAACUUCAGAAGCAGUUUGAAGGAUUGAGUGUUCCUAUUCUUCAGCAUCCAGACCUUCCGGAAAUCCUACUCAUUCCUGUUAUUGGACCUCGGAAGAAUAUAACAAAACGACAGUGUGAAGCCAUUGUUGGAGCCCAGUGUGGUAACGCAGUGUUACGAGGGGCCCAUGUCUAUGUUCCAGGAAUUGUGUCAGCUUCCAAAUUUAUGAAAACUGGAGAUGUUAUUUCCGUAUAUUCUGAUAUUAAAGGAAAAUGUAAGAAAGGAGCCAAAGAAUUUGAUGGACCGAAAGUAUUUAUUGGAAAUGGGAUUUCUGAACUUAGCCGCAGUGAACUCUUCAGUGGGCGACCUGAACUGAAAGGAAUAGGCAUAAGAAUGACAGAACCGGUGUAUCUCAGCCCUUCAUUUGACAAGGUACUACCUAAUUACUUAUUUUUACAGAAUUUGCCAUCUGCUGUAGCAGCUCAUGUUCUGAACCCUCAACCUGGAGAGAAGAUUCUAGAUUUGUGUGCAGCACCAGGAGGCAAAACAACACAUAUUGCAGCAUUAAUGCAUGAUCAGGGAGAAGUGAUAGCACUGGAUAAAAUAGCCAACAAAGUAGAAAAAAUAAAGCAGAAUGCUUCGUUGUUGGGGCUGAAUUCCAUCAAGGCUUUUUGCUUUGAUGGAACAAAAGCACUUAAACUUGAGAUGGCUGAGGACACAGAAGGGAAACCUCCAUUCUUACCGGAAUCUUUUGACCGAAUUCUUCUUGAUGCACCUUGCAGUGGGAUGGGACAGAGACCAAAUAUGGCUUGUACUUGGACUUUGAAGGAAGUGACAUCAUAUCAACCAUUACAGAGAAAGCUCUUUUCUGUGGCAGUUCAACUGCUGAAGCCAGGGGGUGUGCUGGUUUAUAGCACAUGCACUAUAACACUGGCAGAAAAUGAGGAGCAAGUUUCCUGGGCCCUCAGAACAUUUCCUUGCCUUCAGCUUCAGUCCCAGGAACCACAGAUUGGAGGAGAAGGAAUGAUGGGAGCAAGUCUAUCAUUUGAACAAUUGAAACAGCUGCAGCGAUUUGAUCCAUCUGUUGUGCCAUUACAGGAUACUGAUAGUAAUUCUCUCAGAGCCACCAGCACAGAAGAUAUGAUUUGGCUGGCAAAUAAGGAUUGUAUAGGUUUUUUUAUUGCAAAAUUUGUGAAAUGCAAAAGCUCAUAA